Aspergillus homomorphus CBS 101889 is the source of this 729-nucleotide messenger RNA. RefSeq lists its product as uncharacterized. The transcript has a single exon. The record is from RefSeq and is a predicted model, not a curated record. Lineage: Eukaryota; Fungi; Ascomycota; Eurotiomycetes; Eurotiales; Aspergillaceae. Bases 1 to 729 code for a protein of 242 amino acids.
AUGUGCCUCCCAAGCCUCUUUAAACACAUUCUCCUCGCCGUCUUCGAUCCCAUUUUUAUGCGAGAGGAGCAUGAAAUGGAACGUCGGGGAAAUUGGCGUCAAGCUCAGUUUCUCCGCCGCAAGCAUCACUUGGACUUGUUUUCUUCAAUACAAAGCUGGAAGAGGAUUGGCAAUUUGAUUCUUGCCCAGCAGCGACUGGUGUUCCUGGCUCAAAAGGAGGAGUUCUUCCGCGAGUGCGAGGGAAGAUGCCUCAUGCACUUGACACUUGAUUUGGCGCCUGACAAAGAUUGUCUGAUGGAAAAACUACGGACGGCUCAGAGGUUGUCGUCAGAAACACAUCAGAAACUCUGGUACGAGGAGCGGCGAUACCAGAAACUCCGUGCGUCAAUCCCCGAGGGACCUCUAAGAAGGGCCUUGUAUGCUCGGGAGAUGCAGCCGGAUUGGCACCUUUCGUCCAAAUGGCUGCAAGGUCAUUGUGCAGCCAUGGGAGGUUGCUGCAGACGAAGCUGCGGCUGUUGUGCAAAGCCCAGGAAUUCUGACAUUCACAGCAAGAUCUACGGGCAUUGCUUCUCAUACUGUAUUUGCUGUACCGAUACGAGAGGAUUUGAUGUCAGACCUAAGAAUCUGGAGAACGACCCGAUGCAUGUAUCCUUAGAUAUGAGCAAAGCACAAAUUAUCGGUGAGUACGAAGAGCGAUUGCUGAAUUCGUACAUCUGGGGCCUUUUGUAG